Molecule: messenger RNA, 4839 nt
Organism: Paramecium tetraurelia
Lineage: Eukaryota; Ciliophora; Oligohymenophorea; Peniculida; Parameciidae
Exons: 5
Source: RefSeq, a predicted model, not a curated record
AUGAGAAUGAUGCGAAAAUAGGUUUUUACUCUUUUGGAGGGAUACAUUUCUUUUACAUAAUCGUUCCAUAAGCAACACAAAGAACUUUUGAUGCUGACUAUUAGGAUUUUGCUGAUAAUUUGUGGCCUUUAGGAAUUGUAAUUAAUUUCUGGCUUAAACACGGACACAAAAAAGAUAUUCAAAAUUAUCUCAUAAUUUAUUAUAACGAAUUAUCUGAUCAUAAUCGAUAACUAACAGAUGCUUAUUUAUUUGGCUGUUGUGCAUCUAUUAAUAAAUAUUUUCUGUGUUGUGAUUGUGACAUUUUUUAAACAUUAUCAAAAUUGUUAGUAUAUGCUUGUAUUAUUAAUUAAAAUCUAGCAUUAAAUAUUGAUACUUCCAACUUGGAAUACCAUAUUUUAUUAAAUUAAUAAUUACCCAAGCGUAAAAAUAUACAUUCUAACUAUUUGUAAUUUAAUUAUGUAUGUUUAACAACUAUUAUGGAUGUCCAUUUGCAAAUAAACAUAACUAAUUGAUUUUACAGGCAUUAUUUACCAUCAAAAUCUAAUGGUUGAUAUAUUUUACGAAAUUAUCACAGUAUUGGCAAUUUUACUUGCUGAAAUAUCAACAGAUGCGAGUGUAGUGUUAUUUAUAAUUAAAUACUUGUCCAAGAUUUUAUUUCUAAAGAGCAUCCUCAAUAACAAUUCCACCUUUUAUUUAAUCUAUUAGGUAAUUAUGAUUAAUUUGAUCGUAUGUUUUGAAUUCAAUAUCCAAUUUAUAUUCGUACUUCCAAUACUAACGUUUUCGAUUUAUUUCACACUUAAUAUUCAAAAAAGAUUGUAUGAUUCGUAUUUACUUGAUCAGAAUAUCACUCUCCAGAAGUGCUAAUUAAUCGAAAGCCUAUUAUACAAUAAAUUUUAAUCCCAAAAAGCACUUAUCUAAAAGGCAUUGCUAAUAUCAAGCCAAUAAAGCAUUAAAACGAGAUCCAUGGAUCAAUUAAUACAAUUACUAUUAUCAAAUAAAAAAUAUAAAGACUCUUUGAUUGUUAAAAUACAAUGUAACUAUUCCUCUUAACUCUAUCCAUUAUAAUCAUUGAUUUAAUUUCAUUCUCAAUAUAAAAGUGAUAGCAUCCUUAGUAAAGCUUACCUCAAUGUGAUUACAAAAGAGAUCAAUAUCCAAUUAAAAAGAAUACAGGAUGCUUAGAUUAAGAAAGCUGAAAUCCCGAGAUUAACAAUAGCAGGAUUCCUGUUGGCAUAAUAUAAAAGUGUUGAAAGUUUAUCCUUUUUGGAAUCAACCUUAAAACAGAAACUCGGGUUAUUGGAAUACCUAAGACUUGGAUUUUCGUCUCACUCAAGAUAACAAGACAGGAUUAUUCCCUAUGUGAAAGCCAUAUCAGAAUGCAAAAUAUUGAUUCAAUAGGAAUAUGAUCUAGAAAAGAAUACCAUCAUGGGCUAACAGUAUUCUGACAUUCUGACCUUAAGAAUUUUGCAAUUAUACUUUGGAAUCAUCAUGGUAAAUACAAAGAAGGCAAUAGAAAUCGAAAAGAUAGUUGACGAAUUAUUGAGAUAUGAUAAAUAGUUUAAUGAAUUCACAAUUAAUAAUCAAAUUCUUCUUACAAAUAGAUCUAUGAUUAUUUAAACAAGUUUAAUCCACGAUUAAGGUUAAUUAUUGAACUAUAAUAAGGAGUAAGCUUCUCAGUUUUUUUCAUGUCCUUUAGAAGCAGUAGGAAAUUACAAAUACAUCUAUGAUUUUAUGCCUGACUACAUUGCAUCCUUGCACGAUGAACUAGUCAACAAAUUUUUAGAAAAGGGAAAAUCUAAACUAAUGCAAACAGGAUCUCUAAUUUUUUUGAAAACUCCUAAGAAUUUCAUAUAACCAGGUUAUUUGCAUUUAUAUAAUCCUUUGAAAAUGGACGAUAUCACUUUAUACGCUAUAAUAACACAAUACUCUUAAUAUUUUGAAUACAUUGUCUUUGAUUAGGAUGGCAUAAUUAUGGGAGUUACUCAAAAAAUAUUCAACUUUAUGGGGGAAUUGAUAUCUGAAAAUAAUUAAAAGCAUUAUAGACUCCAAGAUAUUGUUGAGAAGGGAGGUCAAAUUCUUCAUUAUAUUCAAUAAAUACCUCAAUAACUAAAAUAAUUGUAAGAAAAUAUUUAAAGUUCACAAAAUUACUAAUUAAUAAAUGUCAGAUCUUUUUGGGAAUUUCCAAACAAUAAUAACGACUGUAUAGUUCAAACUUAGUUUCUAAUUAAUCAAAUGAAACUUGUAAAUCAAAAAGCUGAGCAAGAAGAACUAAUUAAUGAAUAUACAAUUGAUAAUAUCUAUGUCAAUUUGUUGGAUCCUAACUUUCAAGAUAAAUUCUUUCUCAUUUUAAAUAAUAGAACAACCUAUAAAUUUAGUGAAGUUAAACAAAGGAUUGAAAUGGCUUAUACUAUUUAAAUGACCAAAAUUUACAAUAAGAUUUACUUUUUAUUAUAAAUAUAAGAUUAUAGGUUGACAGAUGCAGCUAAUACUUUGAUCUCAACUUCUUAAAAUAAAUCUGCUGCCAAAACCUUAUCAUUAACUAUGUCAUAUUAAUUAGAAUAAUAGGAAUCUGACUAAAUCUCAUCAGAAGGACAUCAAAUUAGAGAAAUUUAAGUUUUUAAUAAUCUGCACCAAUAGUUGCUUGUAGAAAAGUUGCUGUUUGAUGAUCCAGAGAUAGAUUAUGAAGGAGUUUUAGAUAAAAAUUCAUCAAAAUAAAUGAAUUUUAGUCAAAAUUAGUCAAAAACACCUUUCAUAUUGACGUAGAGACAAACACACAGGCAAUUACUUUCUGGUUAAUAAUCAUUCAGAGGAUCCAUGUAGAAGACUGAAUUUGUUUUACCAUAGUUAUCAGUUCAAGAAUAAGUGAAUAAGGAUUACGAUAUUUUAAAUCAAUUAGAAAGAGAUAUGGUAGAAAUUUCAAGGUUUAAACAGGACCCAAUAUAGGAGUUUGCCAAUGAUAAUAAGGGUGAAAAUGAUAAUGCUGAUUAUAUUUCAAAAUCAUUUUAAACUUCUAAGGAUAUUGACUAGAAUGAUCAUAAGUAAAUGAGUCAAAAAGUCAGUUCUCUUUAAAUUGAUUUAAUAAGAGAAAUAGUGGAUGCCAGUAAUAAUAUUCGAUUAUUGGCAAAUGCAAAGACUUUAACGUGGAUAUUGGAAAUUUUAAUUUUAAUAUAUAUCGUCAUAAAUACUAUAUUGGUUUAGAAUCAGUUUUCAGAAUUCAAAGAAUAAAUAUAUGAACUGAAGUCUAUUUAGACUUUAAAUAAAAUUAUAGUUUCUAACUAUCAAUUAAUAUAGUCUACCUAUUUAUAGGGAUUAAAAAUUUAUACCUUAAGUCCUUAUUUGUAAGAAUCGCUAAAUUAAAGUCUUUCUGAAUCGUAUUAAGCUGUAAUAACUGAUUAAUUAGAUCUAGAAAGAUAGAGUUGCAUCUAUCUUGAUAAAUAUGCAAAUGAUUCCAAUUUUGAGAGAUGUUUUAUUUAUUUUAAUCGUUUAUAGGAAAACUAAUUGUCUUUCUUAAGAAACAGAAUUUUAAGUAACCUCUCAUAUGAUUUUGAAUAAAUAAGGUAAACGCCUUCUUAUUUUUAAGAACAGAUAUUUUAUUUGAUCUACAAAUUUCUAAUAUACUCAGAUGAAUUUGUUUAACAAUUUGAAGAUAUUCAAUUGAGCAAUGUUUUUAUAGUAAUUCUAAUUACUGGUUUAUUGAUGAUCAUAACCAUAUUUACCUUUAUUUUUAAGGUAGUGUCAGCUAAAUCAAGUCUCAAAUCAAAAUUGGUUGCUCUACUUUAAAGAUUAACUUAGGAGGAAAUAGUUGAAUAGAUAGCGACUCUUACAAUAAUUAUUGAUAGUUGGAAAACUUAGUAAUGGAAACAAUAUAAUUUUUAUGAUUUGUGGAGUCAUAAAUAAAAUCAAUUCAUAAAAGAGAUUUCACCAACAAAAAAUAAAAGAAAAAGUGGAUCAAAUAGUAUUGAAAAAUCAUUUAAAGAGACUUUUUUAAUAUUUAUUGAAGCGUUGAUUUUAAUUUUUUUUAUUGUUUUCUUUGUUGGUGGAUACAUUUUACUCUUGAAUUUAUUUGAUUCAUAUAUACCAUCGGUUACUGUUAACAAACAAUUUUUAUUAUUCUAAUAGAAGGUUGGUUCGAGCAUUACAUUAGGAUAGAUUAUUAAAACUGAACCAUUAAUUAAUAAUUUUAGAAAUAAAACAGAAUAAUUCUUAAUUAUUUAAAAGUAUUUUGAAAUAAUUGAUCAAUUGCCAACUGUAAUUUUAGAUAUCACUGAAUCUAUAGUUUAAUAUGAUUUUAUUGAUUCAUCUUCGAUCAAUUAAAUUGUAGAUUCUUUCAAUUCAGAUUAUUGUUAGAUAUAUGAUUUACCAUUUUGUAUUGUAAGAUAAUUUUAAAAUGAAUCUUAUGCAUAAUUCUUAAAAGAAGGAGUAAAUGGAAUGAUUUAAAAUAUUUAUUAGUUUUCGAUAAGUGAAUUCGAAUCAGAGAAGUUAAAUGGACUAUUUGAAACUGAUUUAGAAUUGCUAAAAUAAACUAUCAGCUAAAGAUUAUUUGUUAACAUUUUUAUUUAAUAUGUUAUAGAUAUUUAACAGAUAAUUGACUAGAGUCAGGGAUUGUUAAUAGAUGGAAAUGAAAAAGCCAGUUAGUUAAUCAUUGAGAAAGUCUUAACAUAUUACUACGUCUUAGGGUCUAUUUUAAUGCUUUUCUUAUUCAUAAUAAAUGGUUACUUAAUUAAAGCAUCGGGUGUAGAAAUUAACUAAUAUAAAUAUUUGAUAUUGAUGAUUCCUGAAAACAAAUUGGAUAAUUCUGUAAUCAAACAAAAAUUAAUCAACAUAAGAACAUAUUUUUUUUGA